Molecule: messenger RNA, 1536 nt
Organism: Aplosporella prunicola CBS 121167
Lineage: Eukaryota; Fungi; Ascomycota; Dothideomycetes; Botryosphaeriales; Aplosporellaceae
Exons: 2
Coding region: 1-1536 (511 amino acids)
Source: RefSeq, a predicted model, not a curated record
AUGUACAGCAUAGAAGAAGUCAAAAGCAGACUUGACCAAGUGCGACCCGAAAUUGAGAAACUCAUGAAGAUAGGCGGCACUCCCGGUGCUGCCAUUGGAGUUCUUCACCACGGCCAACUGGCAUACCUGGAUAACAUUGGUUUUCGCGACGUCUCGUCCAAACUGCCUGUUACGAAUGAAACAAUAUUUCCAUGCGCCUCACUCACUAAAGCAAUUCUGUCUGCAGCCAUGGCCAUAUGCGUGGAAGAGGGCGGGCUCAGCUGGGACACUCCUGUCCAAAGAAUCUUACCUGAAUUUCAUACAAGGGAUGAGUUGCUGCAUUACCACAUGACAGUUUCGGACUGUUUGUGCCAUCGUGCGGGUAUGCAAGCGUCUCCGUAUUGGCUGGGAAGUAUGAACAAUGUUCUUAUUUCCAAUGAGAAUAGCAUGAACUUUAUAAACGACCUGCAACGCAUCAGGCCUUUCCCGGACCAAUACCUCUACAAUAAUCUGGGAUACGAAAUAGCGGCGCACAUUAUAGCACGUGUUACUGGAGAUCCAUGGGAAAGAGUACUCCACACAAAGAUCUUUAAGGCGUUGGACAUGGGAAGGACUGGAACACGAUUUGGCUUUAUACAAGACGACAACGUUGCAAAAGCGUAUGCUACCUUGGAUGAUGCCAGCCCUGUUGAGAUCGUUCCGAUGCUUUCCGGAGACAACACGGUCGGGGGACCCGGAUCAGCAAUGCGCAGUUGCAUGAAAGAUCUUUUGAGACGUUAUUCUUCUCUUCUCGACGCUGGAAAUCACCAAACGGCAACCGGUCGGACAUCUACACCGGGGAACCCAUUCAAACAGGCACGAGUGCAAACACCGGGGCCCAUGGGCGCGAUUGGUCUAAAUCCUGACUUACUGUCUCCAAAGCCAGUCCCAGAUAUUGCGAAAAACCACCCAUCACAACUUGUUUUAUAUCAUCAAGGGUCUAUGCCAGGGAACCUUGCCGCUGUCAACCUCGUUCCAAAGACAUCCGGCGCUAUAGUAGUCCUGACAAACUCUCUUGCUCUCAACGACACAGCAGAUUGGAUUGGUCAGAUGCUGCUCGAAGCUUAUUUGGGUGUUGAAGACAUAACAGAUUACGUCUCCCUCUCAAAGGAGACUGUGAAAUCUGUAGUUUCUUGGUACGCUCGGAUACUUCAGCAACUCAAAGAGCAACAGAUCCCUGGAACAAGUCCAAGGCCUCUUGCGGAAUACGUGGGUACCUAUUACAACUAUGCGCGAACCAUGAUGAUACAAAUUAUCGCAAAGGCUCAAGAGAAGUCUCUCUUUAUAAAAUUCCAAGGACUAGACUCGGAGGAAUUCAUCUUAAACCAUUAUCAUUACGAUAACUUCACGUGGCUGGAACCAAGAAACAAUCUCGCACGGCGUGGACGCUUCACGAAUACGAACGCAGACUAUUUCAAAAUCUCUUUUGGAACGGAUGGUGGUCAUCGCAUCAAUCAUCUUACGUGGCAACACGACAAAGAACUCCCCAAGCCGGAAAGUUUUUACAAGGAGAAUUGA